UGACAAGCAACACUCAAGCAAGUCUUGUCUGUGCAUGGACGACAAACGUAGGAACGUAAUAAAUCGGUGUCUCCUAGGAAAUAUUAUUGAUGUCUUAGAAACUUCAGGACGAGCACUAUAUUCAUUAUGUUGAGAGUAUGAAAUAGAAGUUACGAGGUGCAAUAAAGUAUACGUAAAAGAUGUUAUCAAGUAAGGUCCAUUGUGGAACUCGGGUUGGCCAUGGAUGCUAAGGACUCGCGGGCUGAGGCAGCGCUGACGGAACGUAGCAACGAUGGCGGCGCUAAGUUCGCGCUCCAGUACGACAGGAGCAGGAGUCACGACGCCGGAGCGAGCGCAUUCAAGGGGGACACGGCGGGCGUGCGCCCGUGCGCCGUCAUAGGCCCCGACCGCGUCGUGCCGCCCUCGCGGGACGGCCCCAAGAAGACGCCAGCCGAGCCAUGGCUCGCCCCCGACUCUAUCUACCGGCGCAUGCCUGAUUACCCUUACAAGAUGCCCGACCACAAGGACCCCACAAGAAACAUAUCACCAAGACAGACAUUCCAAGAAAAUAUGCAGCGCAUUAUCAUGCCACCUGGUUAUAAUUCAACUAAACUGCAUGAAGAUUCCCCAUUUGCAGCCAAGAAUACAAAGUUGAAUGUGCCCACUGAGGGAAAGUAUUGUGAAGUGCCUUAUAAUAUUAAUCAAGUAAGUAGUGACCAAAGACAUAUUAGGAAUGUUGAUCAUAGUGCGUCAAAUGUAAACCAAUUGCUUAUGAGAGGAGUGCCUCAUGCGUGGCCUGCCGGUAGUGUACAUGUACGCCCACUGAGGACAUAUGGUGCUCCGGAAGUGCUGCCAUAUCCAGACUACACCAACUGUACUGGUCCCCGGCCAGUGCUUACCAGGACUCAUGAAGAACAACUCUAUCCGGAUCCCUAUUACCACGAGGGCAACAUACGCUUCAAACCCUAUCCCAACAUCAAGGAGAGAUAUCCACAGAGCAGGUAUGAAUAUCUAGGAAAUUACCCAAGUCCUUACCAUCCCCACAAUCCCUUUGCUCAUAAAUAUGAAUUACCAAAGACAAUGCCGCCUCAUUCAUAUCCUGGCUAUCCCCAAGUACCCAAAUAUACUGAGAGGAUACCUGAGCCUCUUAUGGAUGGUUACCAAAGGGCCCUCAGUCAACAAGGCAAUUAUGGUGUUCCCAUUCGUAACCCUGUUAUUCAAUCCUCUUAUAGGCCUGUGCCUGGGAACCAUAUGCAAAAUAAAUUGAACCCAUACCCAACAGAUGUGCAACAUAAACCAGUUCCAAACAAACUGCCUUAUGACCCUGCAAGCAAGAUGUACCUUGAUUAUGAUACCCGUUCAAAGGCCUUGCCUUUGCCUGAUAAUUAUUAUCUUAAUGAUGUGCCUAGGCCAUAUCAUGCUAAAAACACUAUUGUUGUACCAAAUUUUGCUUCUUCAAGCAUGCAUGGAGUAAAUGCUCAUCCAUAUUAUAUUAAAGAGAAUAUGUCGUUGAAAAAUUUUGAAUAUCCUCGAUAUAAAAACAUGGAUCCAUCUAUGAUAAAUCAUCCUCUAACAAAACUACCACCUCAGUUUUCGCCCAGCACCUUAGCAAUAUCACCAGCAGAUUCAAAUGCUAGCAAUGAAACAGCACUGACUCAUGGCACUUCUCAAGAAGAUUGUGGAUAUGUAAGCCAAUCCUCAGUGACAAGUGUGAGAAGUAUAGAGAGUCUAAACAGAAUUCCAAUGGAUCCAUAUGGUAGAUAUGACUACAGAUAUGGUCCAAUAGUAAGAGCUUCCCCACCAACCAAACCAGAUCCCAGCAGUAAUCAAGGGUCAAAAUCUAAAAAAGAUAUAAGACAAUUUAUAUCAUCAUGGAGUGAAGGAGAUGAUGAAAAUGCUGAAAACAGUGCUAAAAGAGAUAGUGUUAAGAACAUUACUGAUGAUAAACAUACUUUUAGUAAGCAGUAUGAUAGUGUUAACAAUCAGGAACAACUCUACGUCCUUGGAUUAGUCAAUGUCCCAAGUGAAGAGCUCAGCAAAUAUGAACACAUUCAAAAAGUAUCUAAAUUACCCGAAAAUAUUAAAGGCUAUAACAGUCUUGAAUUGCUCAAUCAAUUUGAAGAGGCCAUAGAAUCUUCAAAUAUUUCCAGUGUUAAACCUCCCACGCCAAGGACAAUACAAAUGCCGUUAAAAAACGUUCCACACAAACAUGAGCCAAUACCACGUGCUUUGUCACCAUUAGAUGUUGAAGCCAAAAUCAGUCAAUCUGUUAUUCAUAAGGAAGUUGGCUGUAAUUUCGAAAUUAAGCCAUGUAGCCCGAAAAUGUUGAAUGUCGAGGUGGCUACACCCAUGCAGAUGCUCAAUGAAAGAGUUAUUGAAAAAGUGGCUAAUCCACAUAAUGUAAAGUCACCUAUAAUUAUACAAGCUUUGGAUGACAACUUAGACCACACUUCACUGAAUAAAACAAUAAAAUGUCCCAUACCAAACACAGCAUCAAGUUGCAAAAUGAUAAACAAUCAACAUCUAUCUAAUUCACCUACCAUUGAUCAUUUAAAAACAAGUUAUACUUUACAAGAUUUAGAAAGUAAUUCAGGUGUAUGUUUGGCUUCUUUACCCAGACUAGACACAGAUAUAGAAUUGAAUUUUCCUGAAGUAAACCAACAAUUUAUCAACGCAAACAAAACAGAUUCGGUCAUAACUACAUCUUUCAGUAAAGAUCUUCCUACCUUGGAUAUUGAUCGGUCUGCUAUUGCCACUACUGAAUGUGAUAUGAAUUAUCAAUAUUCUCCUAAAAUUGAAACUGAAACAGAUUUUUCUCGAUUAAGCAAAUACAGAAAAUUAAAAAGAUGCGUUCCAGAUGAGAAUGAUACAGCACCAGCAAAAGUUCAAGCUACAAGAGUAGAUAGUGUAAUUAUAAAAAAUCCCGAUAACACAAGAAGUUUGGAAGAAACCAAUGAUAAUUGUGGGAGCGGUUUUAAAGAUGACCUUCAAGAAUUUGCUAUGAACUUAGUGUCUCAAACAAAAAAUACAAAACAACAAAAUGAUGUAGAUAAAAUGUUUGACCCUUCUACCAACUCCACUAUCAUCGGUAGAUAUGAUGAUGUUAAAACUAAUUUAACAGGCACUUGUAUGCAUCAAUCAAGUAAUUUAUCAAAUAAACAUUUUAACGUGAAUGAAGAUACCAGCCGUAAUAAUGCUGUCCACGCACAAGGAGAAGAUUGUAAUAUGCACAGUAAAGAUAUUUCAAACCGAUACUUAGAAAAGGCUGCUUUGGACAUUCCAAUGAAUCUGUCACCACAGGCAAGAUAUUCGAUGAUCGAAGUAGACGAAGAAUGCAGAAAUACUGAAAAGGGUGACACAACCACUAUUUUAGAAGAGAAGCAUCAGUUUGCUGUAGGUAAUAUUUGCACGAAGAAACAAAUAAAUAAUGAAGAGAAAUGUAGUAGUGGUGGUAGUGUAGAAAAACCCGACGAUAUUUUAAUGAAUUCACAAAACGAUACAUCUGAUGAACAAUAUUUUAAUACUCGUGAAAAGCCGCUUGCGACUCGAAAUAACCAUAGCAAUUGUCUUACUACUGGGUUAAGCAAAGAAUGCGACAUACGAAAAGAGGAAAAAGGUAAUUCAGUUUCGCAUAUAGAAAAUCAAACUUCAUAUUCUCCAAAAACGGAAAUUGAAACAGAUAAUUCCGUUUCUCAUAUUGAAAAUAAAACUUUCCACAUCACAAAUCCAGAUUUCAAUAAAGAGAAAAAACGUAUUUUUGAAAAUGAAGAAAAGGUUGGUUUGAAUGAUAAAGCACCAGUUAACAGUACAAUAAGCACAAUAGACCGUGUUGAAGACACUUCGGAAAAUAAAAAUGAACCCAAAACCAUGUGUAUCGAUAAAGUAAACAAUGAAGAUACGCAUUAUUUAUUGCAAGGGGAAAAUAAUAUCCUUUCAGAGCAGUAUCGCAAAAACCACGACAAUAUAUCGUAUGUUCCCAAACUAAAGAGAAAGAAAUUUAGGGGUGAGGUCACUCAUCGAAAACGAAGUUACGAAAAUAAGCGCGUAGACAUUGUAGAACACAAUGUUGUAAACAAUAAGGAAAAACAGAUUUUUUUGUUUUCUCCCGAUAAAAAAGAACCUGGAGGACAACUAACACAAUUACAAGCCCAGGUUAUACCAGUAAACGUUAUAGAAGAAGGAAAUAACAAAAGACAAGUUAAUUUGAUGAAUAUAGAAUGUACGAACGUUAAUAUAAAUGAGCCUACAGAAACUGUAGCAAAUAAUGACGUUAUUGAGAACAUUUCGCAUAAUUUACCAGACGAUAUCAAUACCAAUAUGUCAGUUUCAUCUUUGCCUAUCAUAGACAAAUGUUUCGGAAAAAUAUUGGAAACUGUGACGAAAUCACUACAUAAUAAUUUGUCUUUAGAUACUGAUAGUGACACCAAAAAAUUUACUAAAAACUCUGAAAAAAAUAAUCUAAAUUCGGAUAACCCAGUAGUAUUAAACAAAGUUGCUAACAACGAUGCGUUAGAGAUUUCCAGUGUUUUAAUUGAAAAAAAAGAAAAGUCUUUGGCACUCGCAAACGCGAGUAUUAAUUAUGAAGCAAAAGAAUUAAAUACGCCGGUAAAGUACCAUCAAGAUGAAACUUCUCAAAAUCAAUCGAUAGACAUUAAUCUUAAGAACAAAGAUUUUGAUCCAUUGGUUACUUCUGAUAUGAAAGAAAAAGAACUCGAGGAAACAAUAAAACAUUACACUAUGAGCUCUGUUACGAAGAAAGUACAUACGCUCAAUGUGACGGAUCAAUGUGUAGAACACGGCUUAGAAUUGAAUGUAAAUAAAAGUACUAAUUUUGAAAAUGAAAACAAAGAUACUACCACUAACGUACAGAAAACUCAAUAUCAAUUGCAAAAACUAGAAAAUUUUGAAUGUAAAAACGAAGGCCGUCAUGAUGUCCAAAAGCUUAAUAAUAGAGAUAAUCCCAUCUUGGCAGGCUUCGAACAUGAUAACCAAAAGAACUUUUAUCAAGACGAAACAAAAACUAAAAACUUCCCGGCGUGUCAUGCAUUUGUAAAUAAAGAGCUUUUUUCUUCUCGUUUUCAGAACUUACUUUUUUAUAAUGAAAAUUUCGACACCCGUUCUAAUACUGGUGAACACAAGGUAAUUGAUAAACAACCUACCAUGGAUAAUAGUCAUAUGGCCAAUAGUCCAAAAACAGAUGACGUUGAUAUAAAUAUUGAAAAUAAAAUUAGUAGUGACGAAAAUAUUAGGGAUUUGGAUUCGUCUGAUCGAAUCGGAACAAUGGAUGAAGUCGUUACGACUGAGGAAUGUGGUAACGGAAAUCUUGGUGAAGAAAUAUUUAACACCACUUCUUUGGAAAAUAAUAACGUAAGAAAUGGUUCAAAAGACGAGGAUAAUGUUUACAAAAAUUGUAUUCAAAACGAUAAAGAAAGUACUAUGCCAUCGUCAGAAACACGAAUAAAAAGUUUUGAUAAAAAUGGAAUGAAUACUAUCACAGAUACUUUUGAAAAACCGGUGGAUAAUUCGGUUUCUAAGUCUUCUUGCCAAGAAAUAGAUAAAGCAUGGAGAAAAGAUUUACAAAACAUUAGUGGUAAAUGCGGAUCAGAUAUACAAUUCACAAAUACCACUUCUUUGGAAAAUAAUAACGUAAGAAAUGGUUCAAAAGACGAGGAUAAUGUUUACAAAAAUUGUAUUCAAAACGAUAAAGAAAGUACUAUGCCAUCGUCAGAAACACGAAUAAAAAGUAUUGAUAAAAAUGGAAUGAAUACUAUUAUCACAGAUACUUUUGAAAAACCGGUGGAUAAUUCGGUUUCUAAGUCUUCUUGCCAAGAAAUGGAUAAAGCAUGGAGAAAAGAUUUAGAAAACAUUAGUGGUAAAUGCGGAUCAGAUCAGAUCAGAUCAGUAAAUGCACAAUUCACAAAUAAAGAAAGUUUGUCAAAAUCGGUGGACAGCUCCGGUUAUAAGUCACCUGGCCUACAAAACGUUGAUGAAUGUGUAAAAAUAUUUGAAAAUGACAAUGACGAAUGCACAAAUAAAUAUACGUUUCCAAAAUCAGUUGACGAUUCUGGUUAUAAAUCACCUAGCCAAGAAAUGGAAGAUGAAUGUGUUAAGAAUUUAGAAAACAAUAACGGCAACUCAGAUUUACAAUUCAUUAAUAAUGUCGAAAGUGAUGCUUGUGCCACUAAUAUUAUAGUCAUUGAUAAUUCUAUAAGUGUGACACCAGAAGACUGUAACGAGUAUAGUAAAAUUGGAACACCUGUCGAGAAUGAGUUGGAUAAAAAAAUAGAAUCAUUCGUUGAACAUUUAAGUGCUCGGCCACGUUUUUCACUCAAAAGAUCUUUAUCUGACUCUGCUUUAAAUGCAUAUGACGAUGACUUUGACGAGUGUCCAUCAAAAAGAAGUAUGUUGCCCAAAAGACGGAAAAAAAUCUGUGACAUCAGCAAAAUAGACGAAUCCCAUUUACUGAACAUAAUUCAAAGUAGUAGAAGAAAUUCUGUGUCAACACUUAGCAACGAAAAUUUUUCAUUUUGCAUACUGAUAGAUGAUCAUUGCAUUGUCUCUGAAGAAAAUUAUGAACAAGAAAAUUAUAUGCAGUUUGAAAACAAUUUUUCAAACCAUUCGCUUAAAGAUCCUGUAGUAGAUGAAAAAAGUGCAUCUCCAGCAUAUAACUUAGAAGACCAGAACGAAAAUACGUCUGACACAUACAUAACCAAAUAUGAUGAAGAAAAAAUUUGGGUAGAAGACGUUGGCUGUGAAGAAACUAUUGAAACUGAGGAUAUUGCAGAAAAUAUCGUUAUUGGUGAUCCAGCUUCUCCAAAAGAUACGGAUUUAACCGAUUCUGAAUCGGACGAUGAAGACAUGGAUACCUUAAGUACCUUAAGUAAUGAAGACGCAGAUCACACGAGCAAAGUUAAACACAUAUAUGGCGAUAAUAUGUGCACAAACGAUGCUCAAUUAGUUGACGCGUUGUACAGAACGCCUCAAAUGGAUGUUAAUAAAAAACUAAUGGAUAAAGAAUCUCAUACAACCGAGAAAGGUAGUAAAUAUUAUGAUAGCGAUUCAUUAGAAAUGUUAUUAGCUGAACCUGUUGACAAUAUCCCUCGUGCGGUUAUAGAGUCAAAUAUAAACUCUAUUAGCCUACCGAUCCAGCAGAGACCUGAGGCAGCCACAAUGAACAAAGAAAACCUGAAUUCAAAGUGUUUAGAAGUUCUCUCACCUCUUAUGAAUAAUUUAAAAAAUAUACUGACGAUUGAUGCUAUCCCAGAUGAAGAGAAUAUAGAAUCUAUAAAUAAUGUUACGGAGCCAUCUGCUGAUAAUAAUUGUGAUGAUACUCAAGACGGUACAAUACACUCAUGCGAGUCAAGUUUAGACAAUGUUUUCUCUUACGUUGAUAAAAGGACUUCUAGUUCUCCCGAAGUUUCGUCUACUACGUCUGAAGAAAAAAAUUCAAGUAUAUUACUUAAAAUUUCGAACUUUAAAGGUUCACGAAUAUCUGAAGUAAAAAACGUAGGUUCCGAUAAGCAAGAACAUAAUAGCUGCAAACGUACUACCAACGAAUAUUUUAAACCUGAUUACAGCCAUGGUACCACUUCAAAGCGACCAUUGCUCACUAAAGCUGCUCAAAAAUAUAUUCCCCCGCUUAGGGAGUCUAUUCCUGAUCUAAAAGUAAAAUUGGCUUUACCACAACAAAGUCUACUGAAGUUGCAAAAAAACAAAGUAGCCAAAGAAGAACCAAAGUUUAGCACUCGGAAUGUUUAUAAUGAUAAUAACAAUAUUAACCUAAAAAAAGAAAUCCCAAAGAAAAUUAAACCUAAAUUUGAAGAUGUUCUUAAAAAUAUUGAUGAAGCUCAAUUUCAAAUGCACAAAGCAAAGAAUAAAAAAUCUAAAACGUAUAUUCCCAAGGUGGUUAUAAAAAAGUCCGAAAAUGGUUCACAUUAUGCCAGUACUUGCGCAAAAGAAGCAUUUAAUCCAGAUUUGACUGGGAGGAAAUGGCAGCCAUGGGUAUUUAUUGAAAAAAAUAAAUUUAUUGACAACAUGGCACUCAGGAACAAGACAAGGGCUGUGUUCAGUCACAGAAGGAAGUCCUUUGUCUUGGCUGAGAAAUUUUGCAAGUACAAAUCAAUUAGUACUGCAAAAUUUGUCAUAUCCCAACCCAAAUUAAAUGAUUUUUCUACAGGAAAUCUAAAAUACACAAUAAAAUUGAAACAUAGGUAGCUACUAAAGUAAGACUGUUUGGAACUGGUUUUUCAGGGUCUGCAUUACAAAUGUAUCUGCACAUCCACGACUGGAGCCCACCCAAAUUAACAUUCCUUCGAUUCCAAAUUAUUAAUAUUUUAUUUAGUUAGGAUUUUAACCAUUUAGUUCACUACAUUGUGACAAAGCCAAAUUUUCUACAGUGUGAUAUGAAAAAUAAAAUUAUUUAGGUACUGUAUAAUAAUAGAAGUGCAAUUUGAUCUGAUGUGUAAUUUGUUACUGUGUUACAAAGUUUAUUAAAAUUGUUUUUCUUAAAGUCAUUCCAUUUUAUAGCAGAAAUAUAAAAAAUAUCUAUAUUAUAUAUCUGCACUUAGCACUUUAUAAUAAGCCAUAAAUUAGUAUUAAUUGUUUAUUUAUUGUCAUAAUUUAAUAUUGUUUUUAUUAAAAUUUAGUAAGUUAUAUAUAGGUAUGUAUAAAGGUUUAGGUUUGUUAAUAAGUACCUACUGUUUUAUGAUUGUAUAGUGUUGCAGGAAUUUGUAUCAUAAACAUUAAAUAACAGUUGUGGAAUAUAAACCGUAA
This is a messenger RNA of Cydia amplana, 8751 nucleotides long. RefSeq lists its product as uncharacterized. The record is from RefSeq and is a predicted model, not a curated record. NCBI's taxonomy places the organism in Eukaryota, Metazoa, Arthropoda, Insecta, Lepidoptera, Tortricidae. The coding region runs from base 220 to 8193 and encodes 2657 amino acids. The transcript has 2 exons.